This is a messenger RNA of Arachis stenosperma, 1609 nucleotides long. Its product is annotated as transcription factor bHLH18-like. Gene Ontology annotation, molecular function: protein dimerization activity. The record is from RefSeq and is a predicted model, not a curated record. The transcript has 4 exons. Lineage: Eukaryota; Viridiplantae; Streptophyta; Magnoliopsida; Fabales; Fabaceae. The coding region runs from base 176 to 1183 and encodes 335 amino acids.
AUGGCAAGAGAUCGAGAGUGAGAGUAGAAGCAGUAGAAGAAUGCCACUAUAAAGAGGCAAAAAAGCUAACGGUGCUAGUAUAUAUAAUACUAAGUUAGUAUAGACAUUUAUAGUACUAUAUAUACUAUAUAGUAUAUACCAUAUAUACCACUACUACCUAGUUACUUCAAAUUCUAUGGAGGAAUUAAACGGAUUGGCAACCAACUGGUUAUCUGAUCUGGAUAUAGAUGAUUACGAAUUGUUUUCAGAAUGCAAUUUGAAGAAGUUUCUGGAUGAGGAUGAAGAGAAUCAGUUUGAUGAGAUGGUGAUGAGUGCAGUGGUGGGGGAGGAGGAGGAAGAGGAGGAGGAGAGGCCAACUAAGCAACUGAGAACUAGCUCAUCGUCAAGCAUCACUAACUACGUCUCAUCUAAUUCUUCUUCUUCUUCUUCUCCCACCUCCCAGAUUCUGUCUUUUGAAAACUCUUACAACCCAUCCUCCCUAUUUUAUGGCUUUGAAUUUGAUGCAACUCCUAAUGAUAAGGUUUCACCGCAACCACAAGUUGGUAAUAACAAUGAUAAGAACAAGCUGGAACAAACAAGGAAACCUCAAAGCCAAGGGAGUAAGAGACAGGCGGCUCACUCUCACGAUCACAUCAUGGCUGAGAGAAAGCGAAGGGAGAAGCUCAGCCAAAGCUUGAUCGCCCUUGCAGCUCUUAUUCCAGGCUUAAAAAAGAUGGAUAAGGCUUCGGUACUGGGAGAUGCAAUCAAGUACGUGAAAGAGCUUCAGGGGCGAUUGAAGGUUCUAGAAGAAGAGAACAAGAGAGAGGUGGAGUCUGUGGUGAUUGUGAAGAAUCCACGCUUCAUCACGAGCAGCAGCGACGAUGACUCCUCUUCGUGUGAUGAUGACACCUUGGAAGCAGACGGCGAAGCAGCACUAGCACACGUGGAAGCAAGAGUGGCGGCGGCCGAGAAGGAGGUGCUGCUCCGGAUCCAUUGCAAGAAACAGAAGGGCAUUUACGUCAAAUUACUGUCGGAGAUACAAAGCCUUCACCUGUACGUGGUCCAUAGCAGUGUGCUACCGUUCGGGGAUUCGGUUCUCGACAUAACCAUCGUCGCUCAGAUGGGCACAGAAUACAAGUUGAGCAUAAGAGAUCUUGUGAGGAAUCUACGCGUGGCUACGCUGAAAACGAUGUCGUCGUCAUAGCAGGAACUUGAUCCCACUGCAGGUAAAGGUUGAUUCAAUCAUCUUCCACCAACAAUAUAUAGUAGCGAUCUAUCUUGAAAGUCAUGUUAGCCUCGGAAGGAAACAGCUCCAUGUGGAUAAAUAAUAAUAAAGUAUGUAAUAAAGUGGAGAUUUACAUGCGGUUUUAUUUAUAUGAAAUUGUUAGUUAAGUAUCUAGUGAUUUUUAACUAACAAUUUUAUACCAACUGCAUGUGAGUUAUUAUGAUAAUAAUAAGUCUCGGUAAUUAUUAGUUUUGUCGCCAGAAGUUUUAAUUAUUUGAGCGAGAGCAUGAGAAUGUUUUAUUUUAUUUUGUUAAACUCUCAUCUCCAUGCGAGAGUUUUAAUUAUCGAACAUGUUUGGGCUACAAAAUUUGGGAGUGAAAGAUACUUAUAUCUUGUAUUUUUGAA